Molecule: messenger RNA, 5347 nt
Organism: Acipenser ruthenus (sterlet)
Lineage: Eukaryota; Metazoa; Chordata; Actinopteri; Acipenseriformes; Acipenseridae
Product: furin-like
Exons: 16
Coding region: 817-3249 (810 amino acids)
Biological process (GO): peptide hormone processing
Cellular component (GO): Golgi membrane; trans-Golgi network
Molecular function (GO): serine-type endopeptidase activity
Source: RefSeq, a predicted model, not a curated record
GCGGGGUGUGCCAGGAGGAAUACCGCGCACUCGUAUUUUAAGGUCAAUAGGGGAGGGGGGGAAAGAGCCAACAAAUAGAACGAAUCAGUUGGAAGUUUUCAGAAAACCCAGGGAAUAUUAAAAGUGUUUCAAAGUAAUCUUUAAUACAACAAGCGGGGACCGACGUAUCUGGCUCCUGAAGUUACAGUAUCGGAUUGCAUGCCUUGGCCGCUGCAGCUGAUCGUUGGACGGUUUUGUUGAAGCACCGAUCGCGGAGCGGCGGAGAGCUGGGUUGCAGCUGAGACAUGGCGCUGACGCUGCUGCCGCCUGCGUGGAGGAGCAGAGCGGUUUAAAAACGGCAUCAAGACCGCCCUUCUGAGGGCUCUCACUCCGGGGAGGAAUCGGGAAGGGAGUCCGGGGAAAGAGGAAAGGAUAACAAGGAGCUCGGGCCGUGGAGAGUGGAAGCACGAUCCAGACUGUGUGUGCAUUGCAUUGCAUAGCUAGCGAAGGAUUCCCACUGUGGAAACCUAGAGAGCGAGCCGCGGGAGGAGCGUGAAAACGAGACAGACUGGCUGGCAGAAUCGCGCAUUGUUUAUUUGUUGGAGAGACACUCUCUGCAUUACUCAAUCGAGUAAGGAAGCAAAGUUCUGAAACUGUGGGAGACACACAUCUCAACCGCGUUGGGGUGAAAGGUUUUCUUUGUACAGUGCUGAUCUCCGUGGACGCUGACAGUGAGGUUACAUGUGCCUGAGGCAAUUGUGGCCAUUUGGAAGGAAGCUGGACUGAGGGACGGUUUCAUAUCGCAAGGACAGGGGCUGGAGACCUGCAUCGUUCCUGAUGGAUCUCAGACUGGGUUCAAUACUGCUUGGGACGCUGCUGGUCGUUCUGACCUCACUGGUCACUCGAACCACAGGGCAGAAAAUUUACACCAACACGUGGGCGGUCCAUGUGAAUGGGGGAGUGGAGGAAGCUGACCGGAUAGCCAGUAAACAUGGGUUUAUUAACCACGGGAUUAUAUUUGGAGAGUAUUAUCACUUCCAGCACCGUGCAGUGGUGAAGAGGUCACUGUUGGAACACGGAUCCCGUCACCUCAAGCUGCAAAAAGAACCGCAGGUGGUUUGGGCAGAACAGCAAGUCGUGAAGAAAAGGAAGAAGAGAGAUAUUUACUCCGAACUGUCUGAUCCCAAAUUUUCAGAGCAGUGGUACCUGUACAAUGCAAACCAGCAUGACCUGAACGCCCGAGGCGCCUGGCAGCAGGGAUACACUGGCAAGGGGGUGGUGGUGUCCAUCCUGGACGAUGGCAUUGAGAAGGACCACCCUGACCUGAUUGAGAACUAUGAUCCGGAAGCCAGUUACGACGUGAACGACAAGGACCCUGAUCCACAGCCCCGAUACACGCAGCUGAACGAUAACAGGCACGGGACCCGCUGUGCUGGGGAGGUGGCAGCAGCAGCUAACAACGGGAUCUGUGGAGUCGGAGUGGCUUUCAACUCCAAGAUUGGGGGUGUGCGCAUGCUAGAUGGAGAGGUGACGGAUGCAGUCGAAGCCCAGUCUCUCAGCUUCAACCCCAAUCACAUCCACAUCUACAGCGCCAGCUGGGGCCCCGAGGAUGAUGGGAAGACUGUGGACGGCCCUGCCAAGCUGGCGAAGGAGGCGUUCGAGCACGGAGUCUCUGAGGGUCGAGAUGGGCUGGGAUCCAUCUUCGUGUGGGCGUCGGGUAACGGAGGUCGGGAGCAUGACAGCUGUAACUGCGACGGCUACACCAACAGCAUCUACACCCUGUCAAUCAGCAGCAGCACACAGUACGGGAACGUGCCCUGGUACAGCGAGGCCUGCUCCUCCACGCUCGCCACGACGUACAGCAGCGGGAACCUCAAUGAGAAGCAGAUUGUCACCACUGAUCUGAGACAGAAGUGCACAGAUUCCCACACCGGGACCUCUGCCUCCGCCCCCCUCGCAGCUGGGAUCAUUGCACUCGCCCUGGAGGCUAAUAUGAACCUGACCUGGAGGGACAUGCAGCACCUGGUUGUGAGAACCUCUCGCCCCGCCCACCUCAACACCAACGACUGGAAAACCAAUGGCGUGGGCCGCAAAGUGAGUCACUCGUAUGGCUAUGGGCUGCUGGACGCCGGUGCCAUGGUCACUCUGGCCCGGAACUGGACCAACGUGGAGCCGCAGCACAAGUGUGUGAUCGAGCUGCUCUCAGAGCCCAGGGAUAUUGGGAAUCGGCUGGUCAUCACUCAGAAGGUGGAUGCCUGCUUUGGGAUGUCUAACUACGUGAGCUCGCUGGAGCACGCCCAGGCACAGCUCACUCUGUCAUACAACCGGCGUGGAGACCUGGCUGUGUACCUCAUCAGCCCCAAGGGCACCCGCUCCACCCUCCUCUCCCCCAGACCUCACGAUUACUCCUCGGAGGGGUUUAACGACUGGGCAUUCAUGACCACCCACUCCUGGGACGAGGACCCUCGUGGGGAGUGGACACUGGAGAUAGAGAAUGCUUCCGGAGCCAGCAACUAUGGCACCCUGAGGAAGUUCACCCUGGUUCUGUACGGGACCGGCUCAAACACCCCGAACUUCUCCACAUCCAACUCCAGCCAGCCCAGGAGCAGCAGCUGCAAAACCUUCAACGUCAACCAGAUCUGUAUAGAGUGUAGCCCAGGAUCCUUCCUGUUCCAGCAGGGCUGCGUGAGGGAGUGUCCUCCUGGAAUGACACCCGGAACAAAAUCCUCCGACACCCCCCUUGAUAACUGGUCCGAGCCGUCCCUUGUGCAAGCGUGCCUCCAAUGCCACACCACCUGCCUCACCUGUCAAGGGCCGGGCCCCACAGACUGCCUGUCCUGUCCGCCUCACAAUCACCUCAACCCUGCCUCGGGAACCUGCGCUCACCAGAACCAGAUCCAGCGGGAGUCCCCUGACUCCCCUGUGGGGAGCAGCAGCAGCACUGACAGUAGCUCCUUCUUGGAGCUGUCCUCUCACUUGCCCAUCGUCUUGGCUGUGCUGAGCUGUGCCUUCAUCGUCGCCUCCUUUGUGGGAGUCUUCCUGAUGCUUCAGAUCUGCUCUGGCAACUCCCCCUGGGGGAUGCAGAACAAACUGCGCUCCCUGGAGUCCAUGGGGGGUGUCGGGGGGCUGGGCCUGGGCCGGGGAGGGAUCAUCUCAUACAAGGGCAUCCCCUCGGGGGUGUGGAAGGAGGACGAGGCCUUCUCAGAUACAGACGAGGAAUUCGAUUUUCACGAGAGGACUGCCUUCAUCAAAACACAAAGUGCCCUUUAACCAAACUCCUUUCUUUCUUUCUUUCUUUCUUUCUUUCUUUUUCACAGCCACCAUUUCAUACAUGGCUCCAAUUAAUUCUUGAUAGGGGUGCUGGGGGAGAACAUGGCUUCAAAAAGUGGUAGAGAGAUAGGAAUUUAACUGCUCAAUUAUGGGCUGACCUCCCCCUUUUCCAGGUCAAAGGGAUCUAGCUGUAUUGCUCUAGCCUUCAUAUUCCACGUGUGAAGGGGGUUGCUUUCCUCACUGGUCCUUGCCUGUAAUUUCACUACAAAUAACCCUCCUCUCCCUGAAGCUGUUCUCCUCUUUCAUGGUGAUGGCAGAGCCCGUGGUUUCUGUUCUUGAUCGGACUACAAAGGCUGCUUCGUGGAGCGUCCCUCUGCCCUGGCAAAGCUUUGACUAGUGCUAGUCGGAGUUACAUUAAAUUGUGUGUGCGUAUGUAUGUGUGUGAAUAUAUAUAUUUAUACAUUUGAAUGUAUUGCACACAGUGCUUGUACUUCCUGCAAAAUAUAGACCUGUAUCUAGCUGCAGCAAAGCCAUACUAGUGUACACUUCUAAAUAUAUAUAAAUGCCUACAUGUGGAACACAAGGAACAACCUCACACUGCUGUUAAAGCUGCUUCUAGUCUGUCAAUUUGUGUUAUUUAUCUUUUCCUAGUGCACACUAUUCAUUACUGUUCAUUGUUUUGCUAAAUGUAUAUCACAGAACACAAACCCUAUCUAAUUUAUUGAACGCACUCAUACAUGCGCAUACCUUGAUCACCGUGGGGCAACGGGAGCAUCUGCAUAUUUUAAUACAUCAAUAAUGAAAUCCAUCAUUUUUUUGUUCUCGCUCAUCAGUCCUAUCCAGUUGAUUUACCUAAGCAAUGGAAAUGUAGCACCAGUGUGGGGAUUCUCAUUGAUACAUUUUGAAAAUAGUGUGUGUAAUUGUAAUUGACUGUUCGAUACAAUGGAGACAUUUGUGGUGGUGUGUAUGUGAGCGUCUCCAUUCCGGGGGGGUAACCUGAUGCUGCUCCCCCCCCCCCCCCCCCCCUUGUCUGUCUAUUCCUUUCCUAAUCAGAGCUGCUGAUCGCGGUGAUUCCCAUCCUGUAAUAAAGAAUUCGAGGCCUAGUCUUUAACAGUAGCUCUAAACAAACACAACAGGAGAGGGAGGGGAGAAAGCUGCAAUUCAUUAGAGUGCAUAAUCCUGCUUUAUUGUGUCUCGGGAGAGGAUUAGAAAGGAAGUGUGGGGGGGGGGGGGGUUCCUUUUUUUUUCCUAUACAUAGAGGGACAGUUCUUAUCACCUGUGUUUUUGUGGAAGAGAAGUCUCUUUAGUUUAGAAUUAGUAUCAAACAACUUUUGAUUCCUUAAAUGUAUGAUCUUGACCGUUGGAUUUGUUUUAAUGGGGGGAGGAGAUUUCCCUUUGACAAAACAGGAUGCAAGUUUCCAGAUUUUGGCUGGAACUUUAGUGCCUGAAACAGUGUGGGGUCUUUGCUUUGGAGUCCAAGGCUGCCGUUGGAGAGGAGGGGACGGUGCAGAGAAUGAGAAGUCCAGCACCGUCCUUGACCUAAAGCUGUUGCUUCUGAGCUCGCGGUCACUUCUGCUAAAAUGACGUCCUCUUUCCAAACUAACUUUAAAUGCAGCAAAUUUUAUAAUCCCAAGAGAAACCCCCCUAAUGACUUGUUUAAUUGACCAGGGCUCUAUAUAUUGUGUGCGUGAGCAUCUACAAAGACUGCUACUGUCUGGCUCCGGUUCUGUGCUGUGCCCUUUUCAAACUCCUUGGCUUUGAUUCUAAGCUUAUGUCUCUGAGAAUCAAGCCAGCCUUCUUUCUGUGUAUGAUUCUCAUGGUGAGAUUGGCUCUCUCUCUCUCUCUCUCUCUCGGAAUACCUUUGGGCUGGUGAUUUAUAAUACAAUUAUGUAUGACCUGCCUGAGAUUUAAAAAAAAAAAAAAAAAAAAAAAAAGUCCUAUUUUUGUACUAUCUAUGGUGCACAGUAAUUCUUGUAUUUUUGUGUAAUUUAAAUUUUUGCUCAUGUUUUUUUUUUUUCUCCUUUAUUUAAUGGAUGUGGAUAUGCUGAUUUAAAAAUGGAUUCUAAGUGAAAUAAAAUAUAUCAAUUUAUGCAAACAA